Botrytis cinerea B05.10 is the source of this 1506-nucleotide messenger RNA. RefSeq lists its product as hypothetical. Gene Ontology annotation, molecular function: hydrolase activity. NCBI's taxonomy places the organism in Eukaryota, Fungi, Ascomycota, Leotiomycetes, Helotiales, Sclerotiniaceae. The record is from RefSeq and is a predicted model, not a curated record. The coding region runs from base 99 to 1400 and encodes 433 amino acids. The transcript has a single exon.
GGGAUGGUCGAAGUAGCAAGUGACUCGUGAGAUACAUUUCUUCCAGGUGAAUCAAACAAACCAUUUCACGGGAGAUAUCUUCAUAAUACCCUUCCAUCAUGCCGCUGACCGACAUUCUGAAUGCCCACCGGCCUGAGCUCUCAUCUUAUGAAGCGUUGUACAAACACUUCCACUCGAACCCCGAACUUUCCAACCAAGAGAUAGAAACAUCGGCCACCAUAGUCAAUCGUCUUUCACAAAUUUCGUCAGACUUUGAAAUCAAGACGAACAUUGGGGGUUAUGGCGUUGCCGCAGUUUUGCAUAAUGGUCCCGGCCCCAUUGUGCUCUCACGGGCCGACAUGGAUGCUCUUCCUAUAGAAGAACGAACUGGUCUCCCAUAUGCCAGCACAAAGCGAGUCGUCGAUGUUCAUGGAAAAGAGCAGCCGGUAAUGCAUGCAUGUGGUCAUGAUAUGCAUAUUACAUGUCUUUUGGCAUACGCUGAACUAAUGGUAUCUGCUCGGGAUUCGUGGCAUGGAACUAUCGUUCUCAUCUUUCAGCCUGCCGAAGAACGAGGGACAGGCGCUCAAAGUAUGGUCGACGAUGGACUAUACGAUUCUAAGAAACACAACAUUCCUAUUCCUGAUGUAGUCUUCAGUGGGCAUGUCGUUCCAGCCCGAGCUGGUGUUAUUGGUAUCCGACCCGGUACGAUGGCUAGUUCUUGCGAUAAUCUCCGUGUGACUUUCCACGGUCGUGGUGGACAUGCUUCUAUGCCUGAGCGUCUUAUAGAUCCCAUUGUCAUGGCGUCUAGUGCCGUCAUGAGGCUACAGACCCUCGUUUCCAGGGAAGUUCAUCCUAGUGAACAUGCAGUCGUUACGUGCGCAAGUUUCAUUUCUGGCUCGACUACUGCAGAAAAUGUGGUUAGCGACGAUGCAACAAUCACAAUUGAUAUUCGCGCAAAUGACGAGACUACAAGACAGAAACUUUACAACGGUGUUCUGCGAAUUGUCAAAGCUGAAAGCGCAGCAUCUAAUGCAGUCGUCGAACCGACAAUUACUCCUACUCGAUCGUUUCCUGUAACCUAUAAUGAUGGGUCCGUUACUGAAAGAGUAGGCAAAGCUUUCCACGGCCAUUUUAGGCCUGGAGAUGAAAGUUACAUUGCAGAUUACCCUAGACUUAGUUUUAGUGAAGACUUUUGCAUCCUUGCGUCCGCUGUUGAACGUCCUUCUCUUUUAUUUGCCUAUGGCUGUACAACCCCCGAGAAAGUGGACCUGGCUCAAAAGGAAGGGACAUUGGCUGAGAGCAUACCAGGAAAUCACAGCUCCCUCUUCGCUCCACAAAUUUUUCCUACGAUGCAAGUAGGUAUAGAUGCAUAUGCUUUGAGCGCUUUAACGUGGCUAUCAGAAGAAGAAAAAGAUAAAUAAUAGCAGCCCAGGAAGUUCAAAGUGUGGGCUGCAAAAGGGACGCAUCUGAAUACCAUAUCGAUACCAUUUUGGCCUGCACAGGCGUAAAAGCUUAAAAUACUAGUCA